Messenger RNA from Mytilinidion resinicola, 6241 nucleotides. RefSeq lists its product as uncharacterized. Gene Ontology annotation, cellular component: anaphase-promoting complex. NCBI's taxonomy places the organism in Eukaryota, Fungi, Ascomycota, Dothideomycetes, Mytilinidiales, Mytilinidiaceae. The transcript has 3 exons. Gene Ontology annotation, biological process: anaphase-promoting complex-dependent catabolic process; protein K11-linked ubiquitination; metaphase/anaphase transition of mitotic cell cycle. Gene Ontology annotation, molecular function: molecular adaptor activity. Bases 41 to 6103 code for a protein of 2020 amino acids. The record is from RefSeq and is a predicted model, not a curated record.
CUUCCGCUGUCCUCCUCUCCAUGUCACGACCAACGAAUUCAUGGCAUCGCUACGGUCGCUGGGCGUCCACAAGCCCUCCGCGCUCGCAUAUCUAGCCGCCGAAUCUAUCCUCUCCGAAGACACCACCGAAAAAGAAUAUACAUGGGAGACAUACGGCAGCGAAGAGUCGGGACAAACCUUUGAAGAUGAAGUGGUGACAACCGACUACUGUGUAGUGUGGUCUCGCGGCGGAGUGGUCCAGAAGGUCUUCAAUUUUGAAAUUGAAGAGGAGAAGGUCGUCCAGGCCGUGUUGACCUGGUUCCCUUCCGAUGAAGCUCCUGCUACGGAUUCAGAGACUCAGGAUGGGCUGGAGUCUGGGUCGGGUGAGAAACUGAGAGCCUCCCUUGCUCAAGGAACACAGCCGGCCACAGAUCCAAAUAGCGACAGCUCAUAUUCAAGACCCCAAGAGGGACGUUCUAGAGCUCUAGUGGUAUUCCUCAAGUCCCAGGCUCAUGUCUUCUUUCUCUCCGGAUCUACCCAUAUCGUGAACCUUCCCUUCGAGGUUGAGAAGGCAUUUCCAGCUCCACGGGGUCUAAUUUUGCAACGAAAGAUUCCACAGGCCGAGAUCGUUCCCCCUACACCAGUGAUACCCGGCCCGCCGCAGAACUCCUUUCUGUAUUCAUCGCAGUCGUUCUCUCAACCAGGCCGAAGACUCGGGUCCUCGUUGGGAACUGGGCAGAAGACAUCCAAGACUCUGAAGGCAGGGUCAACGAAUGCCCUAUUUUUGGAGGACUUGAUAAAAGGAUCUUCCCUCCCAAAUACAAACGGCCUCCCUCGAAUAUUUUCCUUUACAGAUCCAUUGUCUGAGCUAGGCCUGGUAGUCAACGUUGUGACUCCUGUUACACGUGGGUCUCUGUCUGUCAAUGGAUCUAGUUCUCGCAGGUUGGAACCGAUCGAGAAAUCAGAAGAGAUCCUCUAUGUCUCUCCGCGGAACGAGUUGACUUUCGACAAAGAUACUGAAGAUAAGCCACUGAUCUUGGUCGUCACUACGAACAAUCAGACGAGUGGUUUCACCAUAUGGACAACUUCAUACAUCGAACCCAAAUUGAUCUCUUCUGCAAGACGCCACAAUCCAACAUUGCACAGUCACAAGCUCAGACGUCGAAGCUCUUAUGGGCCUACUGCUGCUGGAACCGGGACCACCACGCCUGCUCUCAGAGGGGGCAAUAACGUGAGAGAAAGCUUUGGUGGAGUCAAUAGGAGCAAAACAGUCCCUGCAUCGUUCAACGGGCGCGGAAGCCAAGAUAAGAAAUCUUCAGAUCAGAAUGCAGAAGAUGCCCUCGCUUCUCAACUCGACCCUGAUUUCGAGAUAUCACGGCAACCGAAGGAGUCUCGGCGUGUCAGCUCCCUUCUCUCAAGAGCUGAGCUCUCUACUAGUUUCGACAAGUCAGCGUUCCAAGGUCUAGCGACCCAACGCACAAGCUUAGGAACAAGUUUCGGAGCAGGCUCUCGCAGGGGACAAUCCAUGGGAAGCUACAACGAGAGGGCCAGUUUCGGUGCUUCGCAAACGAGACACAGAGCGUCAACUCCAGGAAGCGUUUCCAGAAUGAGCCUCGGUGGCAUGUCCGUAGAUGAUACACUUGAGGAUAUUAUGGACGAAGACAGCUACGACACGCUCGAAGAUUAUGACGAACUUGAAGACUUAUUUUCCGGUGGGACAUACGGGGGUCUCUACGAGCAAGAACCAAUGAAUGGGCUAAGAAAAGAGAUGGUUAUGAGCAAAGUAGGCGAAAUCCCGGUUAGUGAACUGGCUAAACAUAACACCUCUAUACACGGCAGUGACGGUCAAUUCAAGGAUUCAUUGAAGAUAUUCACGAUGUCGGCUCCCAUAAAUCCUACGGCGCUUCACGAGCGCAAGCUCCAUAUUCACAUCAUGCAUGGCCUGUCGCAGAGCCAUCUCGAAUGCGAAUUAUCUGUCUCACGAAAACGCCUACCGACGACUAGUUCGACAACUACACAAAAUGGUAAAACCUCCGGACCUCGCUAUAUGUGUGUACCGGUACUUCAAAAGACGCGAUGGCUAAAAUCCUGCAUCGACGCCACAAAAGUAAUUGAUGGUGGCACUGAACGAGUAAUUACUCUAGUACAGGAUGAAUCUGGCGAGAUGUCUCUCUCACUCGAAGCUGGCUGGGGCGGACAGCUCCCUACGAAGCUUGCAAUCGGCCCUCUUAAGCUUUUCAAUCCUUUCGAAAUCGUUAGCAGUUCCUCGUCCUUCAGGAAAUCUGCGGGGUUGAAGAGGACUUUAAGUGUCCCAAAAACGCUUCAAAGAUUAACAGUAUCUACUUUCAAUGGAUCUUUUGACAUUUUGGAUGGAGACUGGUGUAGACACCGUUUCCAGUUGCAACUCGCUCCAAGGAUCGAACUAGUGUCAAAGGUUUUCGAAAUGUGCUUGGCCGUCCUCCCGAACCAUGUGGGUGACUUCCUGCUUGGCAUAUGGUGGAGUGUCUGCAGAGGAUUACCGAAAGAUCAGACUUCAAACGUGGAAUGGACAGCUUUGGUCGUUACUUUGUUCACACUUGCAGUUCCGUUCAUCGAAGACAGUUCGAUUAGCUUGACAGAAUCCCCGAAAGAUUCACAGCGUUCCCACAAAUUGCGCCAUUCUUCCUCCGCGAGCAGAUCGACCGACUCUACCUCCGCCUGGGACUUAAUGUGGAGCCACGAAGCUGCUAGGCCUGUUUCAAAGAGCUGGCAUACUUCUCCAUGGUCUUGGGUUCAAGAAUCUAAGUCCACCUCGUCGAAGAACCCGAGAAACAGACCCUCACACGGAUUCGCAACCAUCUCUCAGCAACUACAGGGUAGAAGAGACUUUAUCGCCGACUGCGUCAAGCUUGCUCGCCAAUUCAACCAGUCACCAAUCGGAAUCGCUGCAAAUGAUCAAUGGAGGCGGCUCUCAGCUGCCGGAAGUUCAGACGUCCGAUGCACCUACCUCCCUCAAAUACUCGUAGCACUGCAUCUGUUGCGAGAAGAGCAAAAGCUCGAUGUUUUGUGCAUAGAUCAAAUUACGACCGAUGUUGGCAAUCUUGCCCCAGUUCUUGCUCAGCUUGGGCACUGGUUGCGGUGGGAGCUUUGGAGCUGGAAAAGAGGCACCUACUACGACCUGGAUGGAGCUGGGGUAGCGGAGUGGAUUUUCGAAGACUCAAGCAUGAACGUCGAGACCUUCUCGCAACCCUGGGACGCACCGCCAUCAAUAUACGAAUGGCUAGAAAAAGCUGUCCGUCCGGAUAUUUGUCCACCAUUCCCGACACUUAGUUUGCUCAUCAAUAAGCCAACGCAAUCUCCGUACGGAACUCAGGAUAUCGAGCACCGUAUAUCGGAAAUCACACCUCGAACAAUAGCUCUGGGCAAAUAUCUACGAAGUGUGCGGGACAGCCCCAAAUCACCCGCAGCCUCUAUUGAGUUGAUAGCGAGAUCGGGCAUAACUGCAAGAAUGCUGGAUACGCUCCCAGAAGCUGCUAAGGCGCCACUGCGGGAAGCUAUCGUUAGAUGUAGAGCAAAUCCGCCAACCACGUGGACGUCCGAUCUCCUAAAACUGGUUCAGCGAGAAGACCUCGAUAUACGUGCCACCUUAUCCGAGUCAAUCGACACUCCGCAGGUCACUGUAUCCAGCAAUGCUCACCCAAGUCCCUCUGGAUUACGAGAUGUUCAUACAAUUUGUCAAAUGGCCGAGCAGCCCGAGUCUCUUCUUCGAUCCUCGGCUGAAAUGGAGAGAGGUCUUAUAACAAGGCUUAUAUUCAACGAAGAUCGACGUUUCAUGGAAGCGCUAAUGCUGCUCGAGCCGCUUAGACAGGCAGUUGCGGAGUGUACACCAGAUAGCCGUUCGGAUGAGACAGCGAUCCUAGAAGCACAGAAGAACCUUAUGCAAUGGGUCAUGGUCCGCACGUUCUCUCUGCCUACGGGUGGCGGUAUGAUCAAGUUCGGCAACAAGAAGCCUCUUCUAACCGAGAAGUUCAAUCUCUACGGCUUUACGACAUCAUGCUUGAUGAAACCAAUGGGCAACGUGGUAACAGCGGAUAGAACAAACUAUUCCGAAGACAAAUUCGGCUGGGCCUUCUUCCAUGCAGGCGUCUCUGGAGGUGUAAGCAUUUCUCGCGAUGCUCAAGGCAUUGAUACUUCUUGGAUCAUGUACAACAAGCCCGCGGAGCUCUCAAACAAACACGCCGGGCUCUUAUUAGGACUAGGUCUCAAUGGUCAUUUGAAAACGAUCGCCAAAUGGCUGUCAUUCAAGUAUUUGACCCCGAAGCACACCAUGACAUCAAUUGGUCUCCUUCUUGGUUUAUCGGCAUCCUAUCUAGGAACCAUGGACACUUUGGUAACGCGCCUGCUCUCUGUUCACGUUACUCGAAUGUUGCCUCCCGGCGCCGCCGAGCUUAAUCUUUCUCCGUACACGCAGACCACUGGCUUGAUGGGUAUAGGGCUGCUAUAUUACAACACUCAACAUCGGCGUAUGAGUGAGAUCAUGUUGUCUGAGAUUGAGCACGUCGACCAUGUGGACCCGUCAGAACCGCCGGAUACUCUUCGCGAUGAAGGGUACAGAUUAGCAGCUGGUUUUGCCCUAGGAUAUAUCAACUUAGGCAAAGGAAGAGAUCUUAGAGGUCUUCAUGAUCUGCGACUGGUCGACCGGCUGUUAGCCGUUGCCGUGGGACCGAAACCUGUCGAUAUCGUCCAUAUACUGGACCAAGCAACAGCCGGCGCUGUGAUUGCAAUAGCUCUCAUCUUCAUGAAGACGCAUGAUGAAUCUGUCGCCCGCAAAGUCGACAUUCCGGACACACUUCCUCAAUUCGAUUACGUUCGACCCGAUAUUUUCCUCCUCAGGACUUUAGCCAAACAUCUCAUCCUUUGGGAUAAGAUCAAAGCAGAACAUCGGUGGAUAAUCAGAAAUCUGCCUCAGGAAUAUCAACACGAUCAUCAGCUGAAGGAGAUUAAGGCGCUCCGCAGCGACCACAUGCCUUUCUUCAACAUUAUUGCUGGUCUCUUAUGGAGCAUUAGUUUUAAGUAUGCUGGUAGUGGUGACACUCAGGUCCGAGAUUUCCUGAUUAAAUAUCUCGAUCAGUUCAUGCGCAUAUGCCGCUUGCCCGCCGUACGAUACGAUGCCAAACUCACAAGACACACAGUGCGGAACUGUCAAGAUCUGGUAGCUCUCGCUGUCACUACUGUCAUGGCUGGAACCGGAGACCUGAACGUCUUCCGCAGACUGCGAGCACUCCACGGCCGUGUAGGCCCCGAUACACCUUUCGGCUCCCAUCUUGCCGGCCAUAUGGCGUUCGGUGCUCUCUUCCUCGCAGGCGGCACCCACACCUUCAGCACCUCUAAUCUAUCUAUCGCAUCCCUGAUGUGCUCAUUCUACCCUCUCUUCCCAAUGGAUGUCCUAGACAACAAAGCCCACCUCCAAGCCUUCCGCCACUUCUGGGUCCUGGCCGCCGAGCCUCGCUGCGCCGUAAUCCGCGACGUCGACACCCACCGCGCGAUUUCGACGCCCAUCAUCGUGACUCUGAAAGACGGAGCUGAGAAAUCCCUCGUCGCCCCAGCUCUUCUCCCCGAGCUCGACAUCAUCUCUAGCAUUCGCACUACCAGUACAGAAUACUGGCCCGCGACGCUUGACUUCGCAAACAACCCCAUCCAUCUCGCGGCGUUCAAGCACAACCAGACGAUGCGGGUUCGGAAGCGCUCAGCGCACGAUAUGCACGGCUCUACCUUCAGCGCUACCCUCGUCGCGCUCAAUGACGCCCAGGCUGCGCGCACGCAGCGGGUCAUGUGGGAUUGGCUGUUUGCGCUGCCGGCGCUGCGGGAGUUUGAGAAGCCGGAUGUAGGGUUGAUUAUUCCGCUUGAUGCGUUUAGUAGCGUGCAUACAGAGAUGAGCGGGACGGUAGUUGAUGAGCGGUUAGUUCUACGCAAGCAGGCGGGGAGUUGGAGACGGGAUGAUCUGUGGGAUCUGAGAGUGCUGUUUGAGUGGGCGGAGCGGGCGCAGAGCAGUGGGGGGAAACUAAGAUGGUUGGGGCGAGCUGUUGUGGAGAGACUUCGGGCGGAGGUCAUGGAGAGAGGGAGGGGAGUUGGGGAAGGACUCUGAAAAGGCAUAUGGUGUGUAAUGAUGGAAAGGUGUACGUCGGAACGCCAAUGAAUGGGUAGAUCGAGCGAUGCAUAGCGUGGAAAUGUAUUACAAGCUUGUGCUUUUUUGCUAGAGACAAUGUUACAUCUUAGAUGAAGU